AUGCUUUUUGCAUCGAUUCCGGCUCUGCUCUCCAAGCGGUCGGAGAACCAGCGCAGUGGCGUCCGACACGUACUGUCGGGACUCUCAUGCCUGGGUGGCGGAGUUUUCUUAGCGACGUGUUUCCUACAUCUGAUACCAGAAGCCAUCGAGAACAUGGACGACGCCAUUGCGAGCAGCAGUAUCAAGACGAACGGGUUCCCGCUGGCCUACGCCCUCAUCAUUGUGGGUUUCUUGUUGGUCUUGAUCAGUGAGCAGAUCAUCCAGAAGUUCAACAAAGGCGGCCUCUCGUUGGGCCACUCGCAUGGACCGUCACGGGAUAACAAGAGUGGAGCACCGGUCCCCGACUACGGAGCGAUCCGGAGGAACGCCGCUUUGGGCUUGGGGUUCCCGGACGAGAAUGGUGAUGCGGAGCGCUCGGCGGGAACUUCGCUCGAAGACUCCGACGACGAGGACCGGAUGACGACAGUUUCGAUGCACGGUGACCCUGGCAGCCACAAACCUUUCCGAGCCAUUGUUCUGGUAUUCGCUCUCUCAUUGCACAGUUUCUUCGAGGGGCUCGCCAUCGGUUUGCAACCGAGCACCGCGGACAUCUUACAACUCUUGGGUGCCAUCGUCGUUCACAAGAGCGUCAUUUCUGUGACCCUGGGAACCAAUUUGGUGUCAACAACCACCCUGAAAUCAUGUGGGCUCUUCUCCGCCAUUGCGGUCUUCUCUGGAAUGGCUCCUGCUGGAAUCCUGGCGACGCUUCUACUCAAUGGUGCCCCUCCGCUCGUCAGUGGAGUACUGCAGUGCAUAGCUGGCGGCACUUUCGUGUACAUUACGUUCUUUGAGAUUUUGCCCCAUGAGCUGAACUCCGAGAGCACUGAGGGCUCGCGGCUGUUCAAGACAAUGAUGCUCCUGACCGGUAUUGGCCUCAUUGUCGCGCUCAUGAUCGCUUUCCCUGAAGACCCUGACCAAGUCCCCAGUCCGAACAAUGUCUCGAUGACGGUGCCCUACGUAUUCUCCGCUGCUCAAGGUUGA
Molecule: messenger RNA, 1020 nt
Organism: Galendromus occidentalis (western predatory mite)
Lineage: Eukaryota; Metazoa; Arthropoda; Arachnida; Mesostigmata; Phytoseiidae
Product: zinc transporter ZIP1-like
Exons: 4
Coding region: 1-1020 (339 amino acids)
Biological process (GO): zinc ion transmembrane transport
Cellular component (GO): plasma membrane
Molecular function (GO): zinc ion transmembrane transporter activity
Source: RefSeq, a predicted model, not a curated record